CGGACGGAUUCGCCGACCGAAAGAAAUUGUGGCGUGGUCAUGUUGUCUACGGUCUACGGACUAGCUGAACGAAAGCAUAGAUAAGUCGGGCGAUUAGCCCAGCUUUCUCAUUUUGAUCAGCUUUUGCCAUUCCGAAAACAUGUUUCGCAAAGACAAGACCGAAAACGUGCUCAACAACACGGGCUCUCCGCCCGAGUACAGCAAGGAGAGCGCGACCAUUCAAGGUGACGCAGCGCCCGCUACUGGGGUCAACCCUUCCACAUGGCAGCGGAUCUGGCCGACAUUGGCAUGCGGAGCCGGAUUGUUCUCCGACGGCUAUCUUCAAGCGGUCAUUGGCCCAGUCAACACGCUGCUUAAGAAGCUCUAUCCCAAUCAAUAUGCCAAUAGUUCAGCAGCCCAGAACGUGACGUCCAUUGCCUUUGCAGGCACCGUGGUGGGCCAGCUGCUCUUCGGAUACACGAGUGACCACUAUUCUCGGAAAUGGUCACUCCUUAUCUCGACCAUAAUUUUGUUCGUCUUUGCUGCACUUGGAGCAGGUUCUUAUGGUGCCAAUGGUAGCAUUCAGGGCCUCCUAGCAGCUCUUACUGCCUAUCGUUUCCUCCUCGGCAUUGGUAUUGGUGGUGAGUAUCCUGCUGGAUCUGUAAGCGCAGCAGAAUCUACUGCCUCUAUCAAGGAAGGACAGCGCAACCGUUGGUUCUGCCUGUUCACCAACACCCAGAUUGAUUUUGGCUUUGUCGUCGGCUACAUCGUGCCUAUGGUCGUCGCUGCCAUUGCUCCAACCAAUUAUGAGCUCAUCUGGCGAUUGUCCCUCGGUCUUGGUGUCAUUCCGCCGCUUUCACUGCUUUAUCUCCGUCUCAAAGUCCAGGAAUCCGAGUCCUUCUCCCGAGGCAGCUUUCGUGGACAAAAGACACCUUACUGGCUUGCACUCAAAUUUUACGGUCCACGACUCUUAAUUGUGUCCAGCAUAUGGUUUAUCUACGAUUUUUUGAGCUACCCCUUUUCAAUCUAUUCAAGCGAUUUCAUCGCGACAAUAUUGGGGCCGGGAGAGCAUGAAUACUGGAGAAUUUUUGGUUGGGGCGCCCUGGUCAACUUUUUCUACCUGCCAGGUGCUAUCUUCGGCGCCUUCACUUCGGACUGGAUGGGACCACGAUUGGCCCUUUUCGUGUUCGUUAUUGCGCAGGGUAUCGUCGCUUUCAUUAUGAGCGGCUGCCUUUAUUUCCUGGAAAUGCCCAAGUACGUGGGCGCUUUCGUGGUAGUCUACGGAAUCUUCCUUGCGCUCGGAGAAAUGGGCCCUGGAGAUAACAUUGGCCUCGUUGCGAGCAAGACCUCUGCAUCGGGCAUACGUGGCCAGUAUUAUGGUCUUGCUGCAGCUUGUGGCAAGAUUGGAGCAUUCGUUGGCAGCUACGUGUUUCCUAUCAUUCAAAACGAUGGUGGAGGAGAAGAUACUUUGCAGGGAAAGCAGUAUCCUUUCUACGUUGCGGGAGCUCUAUGCUUUGUCGCUGCCUUCUUGGUCAUGCUAUUGCCGAACAUCGGCCAGAACACUAUUCAAGAAGAAGAUGCGAGAUUUCGUGCUUACUUGGACCAGCAUGGAUGGGACACAUCGGGUAUGGGCUUGAAGGGGUUUCAGGAAAGGGACGAGAGUGAGGUAAAGCAAUGAUUCGCCUGCGACCGACAUCAAAUUUGAGAGAAGUGUAUGAAAUUGAGAGUUUUUUGUGACUG
Dissoconium aciculare CBS 342.82 is the source of this 1719-nucleotide messenger RNA. RefSeq names its product putative MFS phospholipid transporter. Gene Ontology annotation, biological process: carboxylic acid transport; transmembrane transport. The coding region runs from base 140 to 1657 and encodes 505 amino acids. Gene Ontology annotation, molecular function: carboxylic acid transmembrane transporter activity. NCBI's taxonomy places the organism in Eukaryota, Fungi, Ascomycota, Dothideomycetes, Mycosphaerellales, Dissoconiaceae. The record is from RefSeq and is a predicted model, not a curated record. The transcript has 2 exons. Gene Ontology annotation, cellular component: plasma membrane.